CUCUCCCUGACUUUGGCAGAUGCUGGCGUGGGUAGCCGGCUCCUUGCCGGUUGCACCACGGGGGCGAUGGCGGUCAUGGUGGCCCAGCCCACGGACGUGGUCAAAGUGCGGUUCCAGGCCCAGGUCAGGACCGAUGCUGGCCGGCGUUACCAAGGGACUCUGCAUGCCUACAAGACCAUCGCCAAGGAGGAAGGAGUCCGGGGCCUGUGGAAAGGGACCCUCCCCAACGUUUCCCGAAACGCCAUUGUGAACUGCGCCGAACUGGUGACCUACGACAUCAUCAAGGACACCCUGCUCACGUACCGCCUCAUGACAGACGAUAUCCCUUGCCAUUUCCUCUCGGCCUUCGGGGCCGGCUUCUGCACCACCAUCGUAGCCUCUCCGGUUGACGUGGUGAAAACCAGGUACAUGAACUCUCCCCCUGGCCAGUACAGGAACGCUGGGAGAUGCGCCCUCAGGAUGCUCCGGGAUGAAGGACCCCUGGCCUUCUACAAGGGCUUCACACCCUCGUUUCUUCGGCUGGGAUCCUGGAACGUGGUGAUGUUUGUGACUUACGAACAGCUGAAGCGGGCCCUGAUGGCAGCCCGGGGGUCGUGGGCGGCCCCAUCCUGAGCCGACCAGCGAGGCAGAGUUUAAAACUUCUGCUCCAAUCCUAUCCAUCCAUUUCCUCCUUUCUCCUGACCUGCUACGUUUCUAAAACUCUGCGGAUUUCCUGUUUUAAAAUGUUGGAAUGGUUUUAAUGCUUGCAAGGGUCUUGGCCUGGCUGUAGCUGCUGAUUCAGGCACACAUUCCUGCUGUCUUUUUAAAAAAAAGUAAUUUAUCUUUGCUGGACCUACGAUCCCAUCAUCAGUUUUUAACCCCUGCGAACGUUCGGAAGAUGCUUUUUAAACACGCUGGACGAUCGAAGUUGCCUGCGCUUAUCUUACACCAUGUUACCUGAAGUCUUACCUACUUCUGUCCCUGCACCAGCUUGCACGCCCCUUAAAACAAAAAAAUGGGAUGAAUUUUGUUCCACUUGCACACACGACUUCCCAAAAGGCUUCGCUUGGCCACUUAAAUUGAAUCACUUCCCUUUUUGGAAUUGGGAAAGAAUCGAUUUUUCCCAAGCUUGCUCCUUUCCCAGGUGUCUUUAAAGAAAAAUGGCCACCUUCUCCAAAUUGCUGGCAUUUGGGGAAGUGGGGGGGGGGAGGGGGCGACGGCAGCCCGAAAUGUGUUUGAGACCCUCCUGCUUGGCUUGCAAGUCCCUUCCUCGCCUUACAAAGCUGAAUUCAGAGCCCCUGAGAGUUUUCUGAGAAGUUUGAAUCCAGAUUCCCCCCCCCCCUCUCCCCAAUGUUUUUAACUAUUCUCGUCGGGCAGAGAGAUCAUUGACGGAUGAUCAGGCUUUCAUUGGACUUUUGUUCAGCUGGCAAAUUUGGGGAGUGGGGGAGAAAAAUGGCACUUAAAAAAAAGCUUUUUCCGUGGGCGAGCCUGCUGCGAAAUUAUUUAUGAUGUUGCGUUGAUUUUUUUUAAAACAGAAAAAAAAAAAUAUGCGCUACGAAUGUCGAUUUUUUUUUUUUUUAAAUAAA
Messenger RNA from Thamnophis sirtalis, 1565 nucleotides. The record is from RefSeq and is a predicted model, not a curated record. Lineage: Eukaryota; Metazoa; Chordata; Lepidosauria; Squamata; Natricidae.